UAAUAUAAUUAUGUGUAUUUUAUUAGUGCAAAGAAUAAUUAAAAAAGUGAAUUAGAGUGAAUAGUGAAAUAGUUGUAUUAGUUGAAACAAUUAAAAUUUGGCAUGGAUCGUAUAUUGUCAAAUGAAAUUUGUGCAAAAAGGACAGAUACUCUCGGGCCGUACACUCUUCCAAUACAAUUUCCAUUAAUACGUUGUCCCUACAUCGAAAAUUGCGGACGAUGUGAAAAUGUCAAAACUUGCAUUUCAUUUCCACAUAGUCAUUCGUCAUUACUCGAGGGUAUUUCAUCUGCAUCUUAUACUGGAAUAACGGAGAGUUUAGGAACUUUAUAUCGACCGGCACCAUUACGUCCCGUACCGAGAGCAUCUAUUUCAUCUUCUUCGACGGUAGUCUCUUCAGAAACAAACACACGAAGAAAAAGGUCCUGGUCCAGAGCAGUUUUUAGUUCUUUACAACGAAAAGGUUUAGAAAGAAGAUUCUCUCUACAGAAAUACAUUACGAAACCAGAUAGGAGACAAUUGGCAGCAACUUUAGGUCUAACCGAUGCACAGGUCAAGGUUUGGUUUCAAAAUCGUCGCAUGAAGUGGCGACAUACAAGAGAAAACGAAAACGCUGCGAAAUUGGCUGGUCCAGAUUCUACGCAAAAAGAUCUUCCGCAAAAAUUAGUUAAAUCCAUUACUAAUGAUACGACGCGACAAGAUGAAGAUGAUAUAGAAAUUGACGUAGAUUUAUGAAAACAUCACAUAUAUAUAACGAAAAACUAUAUUUUCAAUAAAAUUAUAUUU
Messenger RNA from Pogonomyrmex barbatus (red harvester ant), 783 nucleotides. RefSeq names its product homeobox protein DBX1. Gene Ontology annotation, molecular function: DNA-binding transcription factor activity, RNA polymerase II-specific; sequence-specific DNA binding. NCBI's taxonomy places the organism in Eukaryota, Metazoa, Arthropoda, Insecta, Hymenoptera, Formicidae. The record is from RefSeq and is a predicted model, not a curated record. Gene Ontology annotation, biological process: regulation of DNA-templated transcription.